ACGCGCUGCCGCCAAGGGCCCACCGACUGGUCCCUUGGAAGGGAAGGCUUCCAGAUUCGCGCGCUCCACGAGGAUCGCUUCUUCCGUCGGUGUUUUGGUCCUACUUGUGGUUACCACGUUUUGUUACACCAAUCAUUACUUCGCCACCGUUUCAGACGAUUCCGUUCAUCCAGGUGACCUCAGCGAUCAGGAAUCCACGUCGGAAGCUUCCGCCGGAGGUAGCGAUCAGACGUUCCCGACGGUGAAGCCGAGUGCGACGGAGAAGAUCGCCUUCCUCUUCCUCACGCGUGGCCCGGUCCCCCUCGCGCCGCUGUGGGACCGAUUCUUCCAGGGCCACGAGGGGCGGUACUCCGUGUACGUGCACGCGUCCACGCCCGGCUUCGCCUUCCCGCCUGACUUCUCCCCCACCUUCCGACAUGCGCUCAUCCCAGGCGGCAAGGUGGCAUGGGGCGACUUCUCAAUGGUGGCGGCGGAGAGGAAGCUGCUCGCAGCCGCCUUCUUCGACCCCCUCAACGCCUUCUUCGCGCUCCUCUCCGACUCGUGCAUCCCCCUGUGGCCCUUCACCUUCAUCUACAGCUACGUUGCCUCUGCCAACGUCAGCCUUCUCGAUGCGCACCACGACAAGUACCGCAUGGGGUUUCGGCGCUACGAGAGGCACAUCUUCAGCCCGCUCAUCCGCAAGGACGACUACGUGGGCGGCAGCCAGUGGUUUGUGCUGCGGAGGAGGCACGUGCAGAUGAUCACGAGGGACACCGCCCACUACCUCACACACCAGAAGAGCUGCCAGUUCCGCAUGAAGACUGGCAGCCGCUUCUGCUGCGCCGAUGAGCAUUACAUUCAAGUGCUGCUGCAUCUGUAUGACCCCUCGGGGAUAUCCCGCUAUCCCACAACCUUCGCCGAUUGGAGCCUGGCAGAGUGGCAUCCCAAGCUUUUUGCUGCUGAGAAUGUCACCAGUGACCUUAUAGCGAGUAUAAAGUCAUCCAAGCAAUUCCUUUCCUACCGCAAUUUUUGGAAGGAUUUUCGGAGCAAUUUUUCCUAUAUCGAAAAUCCAUCUCUUCCACAACCUGAAUUG
Closterium sp. NIES-65 is the source of this 1072-nucleotide messenger RNA. NCBI's taxonomy places the organism in Eukaryota, Viridiplantae, Streptophyta, Zygnematophyceae, Desmidiales, Closteriaceae. The record is from the annotation of a GenBank genome assembly.